CUGCCCGGAGGGACCCUCGAGGUGCUCUCGGAGGCACCCACGGAGCGCGCCCCGAAUCCGUGGCCGAACGCGGGGUGCCCGCUGGAGCGUGGAUCUCGGGGCUGUGGACGGAAACGCGGGGUGAUGGCCCAAAGCCCUGACUUCUGGAACCGUACCUUCAACGGCACCUGGGAUGGGGAUGAACUGGGCUACAGGUGCCACUUCAACGAGGACUUCAAAUACGUGCUUCUGCCCAUGAGCUACGGCCUGGUGUGCGUCCUGGGGCUGGGGCUGAACGCCGUGGCACUCUACAUCUUCCUGUGCCGCCUUAAGACCUGGAACGCCUCCACCACCUACAUGUUCCACCUGGCCGUGUCCGACUCGCUCUACGCCGCCUCGCUGCCGCUGCUGGUCUACUACUACGCGCAGGGCGACAACUGGCCCUUCGGGGUGGUGCUCUGCAAGCUGGUGCGUUUCCUCUUCUACACCAACCUGUACUGCAGCAUCCUCUUCCUCACCUGCAUCAGCCUGCACCGGUGCCUGGGCAUCCUCAGCCCGCUGCGCUCGCUGCGCUGGGGCCGUGCCCACUAUGCGCGCUGGGUGGCAGCCGGCGUGUGGGGCCUGGUGCUGGCCUGCCAGGCGCCGGUGCUGUACUUCGUCACCACCAGGGGCCGUGGCAACCGCACCACCUGCCACGACACCUCGGCGCCCGAGCUCUUCGGGGACUUCGUGGCCUACAGCUCCGUCAUGCUGGGGCUGCUCUUCGCCGCGCCCUUCGCCAUCAUCCUGGUGUGCUACGUGCUCAUGGCCCGGCGGCUGCUGAAGCCGGCCUACGGGACCACCGGGGGCCUGCCCCGCGCCAAGAGGAAGUCGGUGCGCACCAUCAUCAUGGUCCUCAUCGUCUUCACCCUCUGCUUCCUGCCCUUUCACAUCACGCGCACCCUCUACUACUCCUUCCGCACCCUCGACCUCAGCUGCGCCACCCUCGAUGCCAUCAACAUGGCUUACAAGAUCACCCGGCCGCUGGCCAGCGCCAACAGCUGCCUGGAUCCCGUGCUCUACUUUCUGGCCGGGCAGAAGCUCGUGCGCUUUGCCAGGGACACCAAGCCGCCCACAGACCCGGCCCUGGAGAACCAGACCUUUAACCGGCUCAACAUGCACAAGUCUAGGAAAGCCAAGAGCCGGAGGACCGUGGAGGCCGUGGUCAACAGCGAUGAGUCCAAGCAGACAGAGCCCACGCCAGCCGGGCUCGAGAACACCAAGGACAUCCGACUGUAG
Molecule: messenger RNA, 1257 nt
Organism: Suncus etruscus (white-toothed pygmy shrew)
Lineage: Eukaryota; Metazoa; Chordata; Mammalia; Eulipotyphla; Soricidae
Gene: P2RY2
Product: purinergic receptor P2Y2
Exons: 2
Coding region: 124-1257 (377 amino acids)
Biological process (GO): positive regulation of mucus secretion; phospholipase C-activating G protein-coupled receptor signaling pathway; blood vessel diameter maintenance
Cellular component (GO): plasma membrane
Molecular function (GO): G protein-coupled UTP receptor activity; G protein-coupled purinergic nucleotide receptor activity; A1 adenosine receptor binding
Source: RefSeq, a predicted model, not a curated record